Messenger RNA from Stegodyphus dumicola, 1086 nucleotides. RefSeq lists its product as uncharacterized. NCBI's taxonomy places the organism in Eukaryota, Metazoa, Arthropoda, Arachnida, Araneae, Eresidae. The record is from RefSeq and is a predicted model, not a curated record.
AUGCUGCUCCUCACUGUUGCUGCUCCUCCUCCCGCUGCUUCACCUCUUGCUGCUCCUCCUCCCGCUAAUCCUCCUCCUGCUGAGCUGCUGGAGGAGGAGCAGUUAGAGGAGGAGGAGGAACAGUUAGAUGAGGAGCAGCAUGCGGAGGAGCAGCCUGAGGAAGAGCAGCUUGCGGAGGAGCAAUCUGAGGAGGAGGAGCAGCGGGAGGAGGAGCAGCAGGUGGAGGAGCAGCCUGAGGAGGAGGAGCAGUUAGAGGAGGAGCGAGAGGAGGAGCAGCCUGAGGAGGAGCAGGACGAGGAGCAGCCUGAGGAGGAGGAGCAGCAGGAGGAGGAGCAGGAGGAGGAGCAGGAUGAGGAUGAGGAGCAGGAAAAGGAGGAGCAGAAGGAGGAGAAGCAACGGGAGGCGGAGCAGCAGGAGGAGGAGCAGCAGGAGGACUUUACUAUAAGGAGGAUAUAUUACUUUAAAACCACUGUCCAACACCAGAUGGAAAAGAGGAGGAGCAGCGUGAGGAGGAGGAGCUGGAGGAGGAGCAGCAGGUGCAGGAGCAGCGGGAGGAGGAGCAGCCUGAAAAGGAGGAGCAGCUUGAGGAGGAGCAGCGGGAGCAGGAACAGCCUGAAAAGGAGGAGCAGGAGGAGGAGCAGCCUGAGGAGGAGGAGCGGGAAGCCUGAGGAAGAGGAGAAGCAGCAUGCAGAGGAGCAGCCUGAGGAGGAGGAGCUGGAGGAGGAGCAGCCUGAAAAGGAGGAGCAGGAGGAGGAGCAGCGGGAGCAGCGGGAGGAGGAGCAGCAGCAUGAGGAGGCGCAGCUAGAGGAGGACCUGGAGGAGGAGCAGCCAGGAGGAGGAGGCAGCAGGAGGAGGAGCGCGGGGAGGAGGAGCAGGCCUGAAAAGGAGGAGAGCUUGAGGAGGAGAGCGGGAGAGGAACAGCCUGAAAAGGAGGAGCGGGAGGAGGAGCAGCCUGAGGAGGAGCAGCCUGAGGAAGAGCAGCUGGAGGAGGAGGAUUUGGAGGAGGAGCAGCUGGAGGAGGAGGAGCCUGAGGAGGAGGAGCAGCCUGAAAAGGAGGAGCAGGAGGAGGAGCAGCGGGAAGCCUGA